AGGCAUCUCUCUCUCUCUCUCUCUUUCUAUUGAAUGUGGUGAAGUCAUAUAGUUCAGAGUAGGCUGUUUGCUGUGUAUAUGUUGGCAGUCCUGUAUGGUAAACUCCACACUGUGUUGUAAGGAAGAAGAAGAGCGGUAACACAGCAGCACAAGCCCAAACCCACCUGUAUUCAUCUGAAAGCUACUACACAAAGAUCAGGAUGGCAAACAAAGGUCCUGCCUAUGGUCUGAGCCGGGAGGUGCAGAGUAAGAUUGAUAAAAAAUAUGACACAGAACUGGAGGAAAGGUUGGCGGAGUGGAUUGUCAUCCAGUGUGGUGCGGACCGGCCUAAGCCAGGCAAGAUUGAAUUCCAAAACUGGCUCAAGAAUGGAUGUGUGCUGUGUGAGCUCAUCAACAGCCUGUAUGGAUCCAACAAGCCAAUCAAGACCAUCAAGAGCUCCACCAUGGUAUUUAAACAGAUGGAGCUGAUAUCCAUGUUCCUCAAAGCAGCAGAAAACUACGGAGUCACCAAAACUGACAUGUUUCAGACUGUAGACCUCUAUGAAGGCAAGGACCUGGCUGCUGUCCAGAGGACCCUGAUGGCUCUGGGUAGUUUGGCUGUCACAAAGAACGAUGGGUGUUACAAAGGAGACCCCAACUGGUUCCACAAGAAAGCCCAAGAGAACAGAAGAGAAUUCACAGAGGAACAGCUGACCGAUGGCAAAAAUGUCAUCGGCCUGCAAAUGGGCACAAAUAGAGGAGCAUCUCAAUCUGGAAUGACAGGCUACGGACAAGCCAGGCAGAUCAUCAACAACCCCUAAAUCUGAGCAGUGCUUAAACCCUCCCCUCAGACACUCCUUCUGCAACACUCUGAAAGGCCAGUGUGGACGGAGAAACUCUGAAAUGUAACCGGGCUGUUUUCAAGGCUAAACUGGAUCAAAAGACCAAAGGACCAAUGAGGACAUGUGCACAUAUACGACACAUAGUUUAUGUUGAGCACACAUAGAUACCUUUGACCGUGCAAGUGAACAAUUAGAUAGCAUUUUACAUAGUGAAUUCAUGUAAAUUAUGUAUUUUUUUUAAUGGAUCAUUUCCAGUUGUUUUACAUGUUUUAACCCGCUACCUAAAAAUCAAAUGCGCUUUACAUUACUGCAAACCAUAAGAUCAGCCAGAGGUUUCAGUUUAUUUUAGUUCACUAUAAAAAUCAACUUGCAGAGACUUGUAACUUGCUUGAGAGUUCUCAAGAGUUCUCAAGUACUCCAUCACAUUCAACAUUUCGUUUGCUUUAUUCUUUAUUUCAGCAGCUACAUUAUUGCAGCAUGCAAUUUCAAAACUCUGCCUAUUGGUACAUUCAAGACACUGUGAUAUCUGAUAUUUGAGAAUUUUGAGAUGGAUAUGGACAACCAAAUCCAUUAUUUAUUUUAUCAGUGACCUUGUUCUGCCAGCGUUGCUCAUCUGACAAUGCAGCUAUCAAUUCUUGGAUGUCAGGGUGUACUUGAAUGCACCUCCAAGGAGAGUUUUAAAAAGGUUCCCUGCUCACACCGGUAGCACAACAUAGCUGUAAUGCAACAUUAACAAAAAUAACGGAUAAAGAAAUAUAGAUGAUAGAUAAUGGGAUCUCAAGCAACUAUCAAGUCUCAUUUGUUGUGUACUGGACUGAUUUGAAAGACAUUGCAACCUGGAAGUUAAGAAGUGCAUGUUGUGGUUUACAAUAAAGUUAAGCAAAAGUAUUGAAAUGAAUAGGUUAAAACAAACAAAUCCACCGGUAUAGUCAAGGAUAAGUCAUUUUAGAAAGUGAAUUGCCUAGUUUAAAAACAGUUUUAAGAAAAACAUAAAAUACAGCAUGUGUUUUACCUGCUCCAUAACACAAUCUGCAGUUAGAUACUCUCAGUUUACUAAUUUCUAAUCAAGAUGUCAGACCUUCUUUUUAGAGUUUAAUAACAUCAUAUAUAAUGGCAAUUGAUUUUGAUUUUGAAUAAAGUUCAAUUUCCCUGUAAA
Perca flavescens (yellow perch) is the source of this 1977-nucleotide messenger RNA. RefSeq names its product transgelin-like. Gene Ontology annotation, cellular component: actin cytoskeleton. Gene Ontology annotation, molecular function: actin filament binding. The transcript has 5 exons. Bases 201 to 800 code for a protein of 199 amino acids. Gene Ontology annotation, biological process: actin filament organization. The record is from RefSeq and is a predicted model, not a curated record. Lineage: Eukaryota; Metazoa; Chordata; Actinopteri; Perciformes; Percidae.